AUGAAAACAAACUUCUUUUAUGGCGUUUCCGACGGAAUUACUGGGACCGACAAUCCUGUUGGCAGAUAUCAUUGUGUAUGCAAAGUUGAAGCGAGGUAUGCUCUUCUGGCGGAUUUACCGUGGCGUCACCACAGCUGCUGUUUACCUUGCUCCGCUCCCUUUCGACUGUUUGAUCUUGCUCUAGCCUUCUGUCCGGAUCUGCCGCAUGGUCCUGUAGAUCAGUUUCCCAUCUUUAUGGUUGACCGAUUUAACUCGGUUCCAAUCCCAGUGUACCUUCUACUACAGGCGUUAGUUCUCAAGCCUUCAGUAGCAUGUGCACUGUCACCUCAUCUGGAGAGCCUCUAA
Messenger RNA from Protopolystoma xenopodis, 345 nucleotides. The record is from the annotation of a GenBank genome assembly. NCBI's taxonomy places the organism in Eukaryota, Metazoa, Platyhelminthes, Monogenea, Polystomatidea, Polystomatidae.